CACCAUUCUUGAAAGUUUAUGCCUAUAUCUAUAAUUAACUUUCUAAUCUUUGCAAAGUUGUAAAGAGCCUAAUAAUCAUUUAGAAAUUCAUUACCAUUACGCAAAGACUUUUUGUUAGUGAACCACGUGGUUUAUUUUUCAAUUUAUUUCGCAGAAAUGGCAAAGGCAGGGUUGAAAGAUAAGCUAACAGCAGGCUCUCUUUAUGGUGGAGUUAUUUCACAUAUAAAUAGUCUUUCCUCAUUUUUUGUACAAGUAAGGUUUUUGCAUAGCAUGUGUUGUAUCCGUAUAUUGUAAAAUUGUAAAAUGGCGCCAUUAAAAAAAAUAUAUAGUAUAUUAUGUUUGACUUUUAGCUUUAAGUAAGCUUUUAAUGUGAUUUUCCAAGUGAGCAACUAAUAUUCUUGAAGGUUUAAAUAACAAAUAAUUUUGUCGUUGGAAAUAAUCAAUUGACCCAAGACCAUUUAAUAAUUUCUAAAUCCUUCAGAUUAGUCCGUUCGAGGAAUUCGAACGACAGCAAUUAGAGAUUCAAGCUUAUGCUACGGAGGCCAGAUUAGAUUAUCAAUUUAAGCCAAGGAAAGGGCAACUAAUUUUAUGUUACUAUGAAGAUUGUUGGCAUAGAGGACUUGUUGAAGAAUUGAUGGAUAGUUACUUCAGGAUUUACUUUGUUGACUUUGGAAAUACUUCGCUUUUAAGUUUUCAAGAUAUACUUGAAUUACCACAAAAAUUUACAGAGCUUUCUUUUAAAGCUUUUCAUUGUUCUUUGCCACUAAAGGGCAAGUUAAGAAAGGAUAGUUUAGAAGUUAUUGAAGAGUUUUUUCUACUAACCGAAGAUAAAGACCUAGAUAUUCAAGUGAAAGACAUUCAGAACAACUGUCACAUUGUUGACUUGUUGCACAAUGACGUCUCCGUUUGUCAAGAAUUAUCAAAGACUUUCGGUUUACAGUUUUUCAACAACUCCUGGUCAGAAAAAGUUCGCUUUAAACAGGAUGCGAAGCAUAUAUUCAAUAUUCAAAAGUUAAGAGAAGAGAGAGGAGAACUUCCUAUCGAGGAUCCCGUUGUCUGGUACUGUGGACAUAAUAGAAAAGUUGUUUUAACAGCUUACAAUGAUCAAGACUUGUGGUGCAUUGAGGAAAAAGAUCUAGGUCCAAAACAAAAGUUAUGUAAGAAAAUAGCCACUUACUAUUCCCAGAUAAGACCUGAAAAUGUUUCAAUUCAAGAAGGUGCAGUUUACGCUGUAUGCGCAGACGAAACAUGGUUUCGAGCAAUCGUUCUGAACAUAACUACUGGUAUGGAUGUUGUUGUUCAAUCAAUUGACUCAGGAGAAGUAUACAAUGUUCCUAAGACGAAAUUUAAAAUUCUUGAAGAACGAUUUAAAUCUCGGGCUCGCUUUGCUAGAAUAGUUCGUUUAUACAAUCGAGGUGUUAUACAAAAUAGUAAUAUAGUUGACCAUAUACUCAAGAAACUUAUUUCGACGGAAACUCGGUUGUAUCUUAGAGUAAUGGACUGUAAAGAGCGUGUUCCAUACGUUGUCUUAACUGUUAAAGGUUUAGACAUUGUGGAAGAUAUUCUUGCUGCUCCUCAGGCUGUAUCUCCGCUUUCAUAUCUUAUCAAGAAGUUUAAAGAUGUGGCAAUUGAUUGCUCUCUUCCAUCUGAACUUGAAGAAAGUAUUAUUGUACAUGUAUCACACGUUGAGAGCGUGCACGAGUUUUAUAUUCAACCAGCUGCUUGGGAAGAGGAACUUUCAGAAAUGACAUACCGCUUAAAUGAUAUAUAUCCGCAACAAUACAAAUUCUUGAACUUGGUUCACGCUGAAGCAGGAAUGUUUUGUAUUGUGAAAUUUUCUGAAGAUAAAUGCUAUUAUAGAGCAAAAGUUAUUAGUGGAGGGCCUAAAAAAGCGACAAUUCAGUUUAUUGACUUUGGCAACUAUGAUGAAGUUUCUGUUUCUGAUUUAUUUGUGCUAGUUGACGGUUUAACAUCACGAUCACUUUGUAUAAAGUGCGCCCUCAAUGAUGUUAACGAGAAAAGCUCAACUGAAAAAUUCAUUAAUUUGACAAAAAAUAAAGCGUUAAGCUGUAAAUAUUAUCAGGGCUCUGAUUGUUUAAUCGUAGAUUUAUGGGAUCAACAAAUAUGCAUUAAUAAAGAGCUAUCUUCUGAUUAUUUACUAAGUGAUGAAGAAAUUACCUCUAUACAAGUUCAACCAUGCUCAUAUUUAAUAGAUUGUAGUAUGGAAAAGGAAGAGAUGACAAUGCUUCACGUUGACAGUCCUGAAGUAUUUUUUGUACUACCUAAACAUAGAGAAGAGCCCAGAAAAAAUUUGCAGCAAGAGUUAAAUGAGAUGUAUAAAGGUUAUGUGACAAACCUUCCUAAUCCUAGUAGUGGAAAGUUUUGCGUAGCAAGAGUUUAUGAUGACGAUUUGGAGGGUACGUGGUUUCGUGGCAAAAUUUUGGAAGUGAGAGAUGAUAAAUCAAGAGUACGUUUGCUCGACGAAGGCAAAGUUUAUAUUUGUUAUAACAAAAAUAUUAAGAUACUAAUUCCGUCGUUAGCAACAAAACCAUCAUGCGCCCUAGAGUGCCGUCUAACAAUUGGAAGAAAGUUUAAUCAGUCUUCAACACCUGAAGAAAAGAAAGAGUUAAUGAACUUAUAUCCCCCAAGAAAUGAUAAAGUUUAUGUAGUGUGUAAAAACAUGGCGAAUGAUCAAAUUAGAGUUGAUUUGUAUGAUAAAAAUAAUGAAAAGAUCGUAAUCGCAAGCUCUACUAAAUUAAGUCCAAGCGAUAUAAUAGAAGACAUCAAUAUCGAAUCGACCUGCAAAUUAAAUGACAGCGAAAAGUCUUCAACUAUCAAAACACUAUCAGACGAAGACGACGAACCGAAAAGAGAGAUAAGCGCUUACACUAAAAAAAAAAUGGAAUCUUUUCAGGAAUAUAUGGAAAAUUAUAGAAAAAGCAUGGAACAAGAAGAAGAAAAUUUAAUACAAGGUCCAAUACCGGAACAUGACCCAAUAAUAGGAGAAGUUGAUGCAUUGGUUUGUUCUGUCGAGAGCCCUACCGAAUUUUGGAUUCAUAUAAAAGAUGAGACACCUAAAUUAAGUGAAAUAGUUGAAAAAAUAAAUAGCUCCAUAGAAGAUUAUGAAGAAGUGGAAGAACCGGACGUCAACGCGUACUGUUUAGCUAAAUCCGGAGAAUUAAACGAAUGGCACAGAGGAAGGAUCAUAGAUGAAUAUACAGACGUUGUGGAUAUCUUUUUUGUUGAUUAUGGAAUCUUAGAGGUUGUCACCAAAAACAACUUAAGAAAAAUACCCUCUGAUAUAACAAAAACACCUUGUUUUGCUAUUCCUGCAACACUAUUUUCCAUAAGAGAACCUAUAAACGGUUGGUCAGAAACGCAAAUUGAGGAUUUUGAAAAGAAAACAUAUAAAAAAUCAGUAAUAUGUAAAGUAAUAACUGCAACUUUGCCUUUGGAAGUAAUUCUCGCUGUUGAUAACAACGUAAUUAAUAUAGAUUAUGUAAGAGCUGGACGAGCCGAAGAGGCAGCCAUUUUUGAUGAAACAAGAUAUGAAGGUAGAAUAAGUCAUUCCACUAAAUUCGGAGAUAUAUAUAUACAACUUUUGGAAGAUGAUGAUGAUCUGAUGAAAGUAUCAAGAUUAUUGAAAAAUGCUGAUAACUUUCCGAUUCCUGAAAAAAUAAUUAAAGAUAGUAUGGUAGCUGUUAAGAUGGCUGGUGAAUGGUAUAGGGCUAAAAUUAAAAAAACUGGCUCAACAAAUUAUGCCUACUUAGUUGAUUAUGGCCAAACUCUAAUUAUAGAAAAGUCUAAUAUCCGAUUGGUUGAUCAAGAUAUCUCAAAAAUUGAUCCACUAGUUAUUCGAUUUGAAAGUUAUCUUCCUAGUAUACCAAGGGAAGUAUAUGAUAAAUUGAUGGAAAUUGAUAGAGUCGAAGUACUUUUAGAAUCACCAAGGACAAUUUUUGUUAAAAAUGUUGAAUUAUCAGAAUAUCUAAAACAUAACGAUAAUGAAGAAACAGUGACUGACAUACAAGAUUCGGAAAGUGAUGGAACAAUCGAGAAUAUUUCAGCUAGACCAAGCAGUGACACAGAUAAAGAAACCAAAGAAGAUGAUAAUGAACCUUUUGAAUCAUCAGAAAACGACAAAGUUGUUGACCAAAGAGAUGAAUGUAAGACUGACUCGGAAAUUGAUAAAUCUUCACACAUUUCUAAUUCAACUACACAUCACGUGUUCAAAUCUACAAAAUUGCAAAAUACCGCAAUCGAAGCAGCAAGCAACUUAAAAGUUUUCAACAGUUUAUGUUCAAAACGUGGCGCAGAAAUAACUGUCGAAAUAGUUUCUGCUUUUAUGCCAUUCUAUUUCUUAGCAAGAUUAAUGGAAAUUCCUCCUGAGAUAGAAAAUUUGGAUGGAUCAAUCUUAAAUAAUAAGAAUGUAAGUGUGAAUACACCGUGCAUAGCAAAAACUUCCAAAGGUGUUUGGAUUCGGGUGAAGCUACUAAAAUGUCGACCAACGCGAUACCAAGCGUAUGCUAUAGACUAUGGUUACGUUUUUGAAGUUAAUCCAGGUGAUGUUAGGUCUAUUGAGAAGGAGAAAUAUGUAACAAUUCCAGCCCAGUCAUUUGUAUGCAAAUUAGCUGAUUGUGGCAAUAAUAUCAUCGUACAUAAGCAUUUAAACAUUUUGAAGCAGUGUAUAGUAAAAUUAAAAGUAGAAGAGUGGAUGAAUGACGAACCCGCUGAAGUUAUUAUAUAUGUCAAAGUAAAAAAUUCUUUUCGAAGUAUAAAUGCAGUUCUUAUCCAAGGUCAAAACAUAGAAUUAUUGUCACAUUCAGAAACGGAUUAUGCUGAAUUUGACUUUGAAUCUAGUAUCGUAUCAUCUGACGGUUACGACAACUGUUUAUCCGAUUCUUCAUUUUAA
Messenger RNA from Dimorphilus gyrociliatus, 4909 nucleotides. Lineage: Eukaryota; Metazoa; Annelida; Polychaeta; Dinophilidae. The record is from the annotation of a GenBank genome assembly.